Messenger RNA from Daphnia magna, 718 nucleotides. RefSeq names its product antifreeze protein Maxi-like. Lineage: Eukaryota; Metazoa; Arthropoda; Branchiopoda; Diplostraca; Daphniidae. The record is from RefSeq and is a predicted model, not a curated record. The coding region runs from base 102 to 695 and encodes 197 amino acids. The transcript is spliced from 9 exons.
UCCGUCUUCUCUAUAAAACUCUUCACCAACGACAGCACGGCGAACAGAAUCAUCUUCACCAUCCUCAGAAGCUCAUCAGCAAUUAGAAGACCCUGUAGAAUAUGCAAAACAUGUUUCAUUUCAUUUCUUUCCUAGUUGUACUUGUUGUUACUCCGUCGUUGGGCAAUAAUGAUUCCACCGAUCUAAAUAGAGUAAAGCGAGGUGGAUUCUCGGGAACAGGUGGAUUUACUCAACCUGCUGUCCAUUAUGCUCCUACUCCAGGUGCAGCAGCAGCUGCCGCAGCGGCAGCGGCUGCCCAGCAAGCUACACAGGCUGCACAAGCCGUUAAAACUGUUACGAGUGGAGUAGCACAAGCAGCUCAAUCAGCGUCAAAUUCAUUGUACCAGGCGAAAGCGGCCGCGCAAGCUGCUCAAGCUAACCAGGCCAAAUUGCAACCUAUCCUUCAAGACAUUGCCGCUGCUGCCCAGGCCGCACAGUAUGCAGCAAAAGCCGCUUUGCAGGGUGCCGACGCCGUAGCAGCCGCUCAGGCAGCGGCCGCUGUCAGUGCUGGGGCAGCCGUGAGCGCCGCGAAUUCCGCCCAACAGGCUGCAAAGAUCGCCCAGGUUUCCCAAGCUGCACAGGCUGCACAGCAAGCCGCCCAAGCUGCAAAAGUGGCAGCUGCCCUCAGCAAUUCCAAAGGCUAUCGAAAUUACUAGAAAGAAAUUUCAGUAGAACAAUA